This is a messenger RNA of Acanthamoeba castellanii str. Neff, 1419 nucleotides long. Its product is annotated as AlphaL-fucosidase. Lineage: Eukaryota; Discosea; Longamoebia; Acanthamoebidae. Gene Ontology annotation, molecular function: alpha-L-fucosidase activity. Bases 1 to 1419 code for a protein of 472 amino acids. The transcript is spliced from 9 exons. Gene Ontology annotation, biological process: glycoside catabolic process; fucose metabolic process. The record is from RefSeq and is a predicted model, not a curated record. Gene Ontology annotation, cellular component: lysosome.
AUGGCGUCGUGGCGCUUGCUGGUGGUGCUGGUCACCGUAGGUCUGCCUCUGGUGUGUUUGGCGCGGUACGACGACUCCAAGUUUGGCAUCUUCAUCCACUGGGGCGUGUUCAGCGUGCCCAGCUACUCGUGCGGUGGCGUGGCUGCCGAGUGGUACUGGAAUGGACUGGAGACGGGCGCCGGCAACGGGUGCAUCCAAGCGUUCCACAACAAGACGUACGGCCCUAACUUUAAGUACGCCGACUUUGCGAAGGGGUUCAGUGCUGAGCUCUUCGACGCGGCCAGGUGGGCCAACCUCUUCAAGAAGAGCGGCGCCAAGUAUGUGGUGCUCACCAGCAAGCACCACGAGGGCUUCACCAAUUGGCCGUCGCCUCAAUCCUGGAACUGGAACAGCGCCGAUGUCGGUCCCGGCCAGGACAACGUCGGCCUCGUGACUGAGGCCGUGAGGGCAGCCGGCCUGCGGAUGGGGCUCUACCACAGCCUUUUUGAGUGGUUCAAUCCCCUCUAUGUGACGGACAGGAGCAACAACGGCAGCACCACGGUCUACGUGGACACCAUCCUACAGCCCCAGCUGCACGACAUCGUAAACCGUUACAAGCCCGAAAUCGUACGCACCGCACUCAACCCCACCACCACUUCUACAGGCCUUGGUCUGAACGUGAUGCUUCAUCGGCUCGCGUUCAAGAUCUGGGCCGAUGGCGACUGGGAGAUGUACGACACCUAUUGGAAGUCGAAGGAGUUCCUGGCAUGGCUCUACAACGACAGCCCGGUCCGCGACACGGUGGUGACCAACGACAGAUGGGGCAAGGACGACAGCUGCAAGCACGGUGGCUACUGGACCUGCACGGAUCGCUACAACCCGGGCGUGCUGCAGGAGCACAAGUGGGAGAACUGCUUCACCAUCGACUCCCGCACCUGGGGCUAUGCGCGCAAUGGAGGCAUCGGCGACUACCAGACCAUCGACCAGCUCUUGCAGGAGCUGAUCUCCACCGUCGCCUGCAACGGAAACUUCCUGCUCAACGUGGGUCCCACCAGUGACGGAAUCAUCACGCCGGUCUACGAGGAGCGCCUGCUGCAGAUCGGGACCUGGCUGGACUUCAACGGCGAGGCCAUCUACGCGACCAAGCCGUGGAGGUCACAAAACGAUACGGCCUCCUCGGUCUGGUACACGGCGCCCAAGUGGUCGAACAGCACGGCCUACGCCAUCUUCUACGCGUGGCCCGCGGAGAGCGUACUGCGCCUGACCCAGGUCGUGCCGCAGUCGCCCAACAUGGUGGCCCAGUUGCUGGGCUACCGUGGCAACCUCGCGUGGAAGCUGAACGGCAACACCCUCGCCAUCGUCCUGCCCGAAAUCGCCCAUCUGCCUCCGCUCCUUCAGGUCCAGACCGCCUUUACCAUCAAGCUGGUCGGCGUACAGUGA